AUGGUCCGUGUCAUGCUGGACACCGGCGAGGAGCAAAUCCUCAAGCGAUCUUCAGUGCAAGCCGUGAAGGAUGGAGGCCUUUUCACCUUGUGGGUGGCUGUUGGAGAUGGCAUGGCCGUGUAUCGAUGUGAGGUUCUGGUGAAGCGACAAGUCAUCUUGGCCCUGGA
Messenger RNA from Symbiodinium necroappetens, 167 nucleotides. The record is from the annotation of a GenBank genome assembly. Lineage: Eukaryota; Dinophyceae; Suessiales; Symbiodiniaceae.